UUGCGCGCUUUCCACGCAGCGGCUUCACGGAAAUUGUUUUACUCGCGGGGUUUUUUUUCGUUCUGCGCUGUUUUAGCGAGAUUGUGUAAAGCAUAAAUAGUUGGUUGCGAUUGUGUACGGAAAGAUAAUUGCCCCGAAAUGUCCUCGUACGGGCUUACGGAGGGAUUUCUGAUGGAAAUGAUGAAGGGCAACGAGAUGGAGAGCCCGGUUCUGCAGGUGAUCGGUUCGAAGCGCAUCGCAAGCAGUGGGGAACAGUCGGAACGCUUCCGGCUGCUGAUUUCCGAUGGCAAAUCCCUGUACAGCUACGCUAUGCUGGCCACGCAGCUGAACGAUAUGCAGCGGCAGGGCAAACUGUCGGAAUACACGAUCAUACGCAUCGAUCGGUAUACAACGUCGGUGGUUAAUCGAAACGAGAAGGGAGAGAAACGAGUGUUGAUCAUCGUCGAGCUAACCGUGCUGAAGGAUGGUGCCCUGGUGGGCAAAAAGAUAGGCGACCCACAAUCGAUGGCUGACGUGACGGCCUCACAGACACAGAACUCCGGUAGUGGCUCCGGUGCGAAUAGCUAUGAGAAACCGGCGGCUUCCAGCCGACCCUCGGAGACCAGCGGACUCCACAGCACGUACGGUUCGAAGGGUUCCGCGGGCGGAUCUAACGGUGCGACUGCCAAUGUUUCCCUCGGCGACAACCUCACGCAUCCCAUCUCGUCGCUGAGUCCGUACCAAAACAAGUGGGUCAUAAAGGCGCGCGUAAUGUCCAAAUCGGGCAUUCGCACCUGGAGCAACGCCAAGGGUGAAGGAAAGCUGUUCAGCAUGGACGUGAUGGAUGAGUCGGGCGAGAUCCGGGUGACGGCAUUCAAGGAGCAGUGCGAUCGAUACUACGACAUGAUCGAGGUGGACAAAGUGUACUUCAUCUCCAAGUGCCAGCUAAAGCCAGCCAACAAGCAGUACUCGAACCUGAAGAAUGACUACGAGAUGACGAUGACGAACGAUACGAUUGUGCAGGAGUGCAAAGAUGCGGACGGGUCGAUGCCGGAGAUCCAGUACAACUUCGUGCCGAUCGCCCAGAUCGCCAACCUGGAACCGAAUGCAACCGUCGACGUGAUCGGCGUGUGCAAGGAAGCGAGCGAGGUGGUCCAGUUUACGGCCAAAACGUCGGGCCGAGAGCUGCGUAAGCGUGAGGCCACCCUGGUGGAUUCCAGCAACGCGGCGGUACAGCUCACGCUGUGGGGUGACGAUGCACAAAACUUCCCGGCCAGCAGCAAUCCGGUGGUGCUGGUGCGCGGUGCACGAGUGUCCGAGUUCGGUGGUGGCAAAAGCCUGGGCCUUAUCGGUGGCAGCGUCAUGAAGCUGAAUCCCGACAUGGAGGCAGCACACCGGGUACGCGGUUGGUUCGAGAACGGUGGGCGAGAUGCAUCGCUGGCCAGUGUAUCGGCGCGGACCGGUGCCGGUGCUGGUGCCGGGCUCAACACCGAGUGGCUGACGUUCCGCGAGGCAACCGAUCGCAGUUUGGGUGCCGGAGACAAACCGGACUACUUCCAGGUGAAGGCCAUGAUACACACGAUCAAGUCCCAGAAUGCCGUGUACAAGGCGUGCCCGCAAGCCGACUGCAACAAGAAGGUAAUCGAUCAGGACAAUGGAUUGUACCGGUGCGAAAAGUGUAACGCCGAGUUCCCGAACUUCAAGUACCGGCUGCUGGUGAAUAUGCUGAUCGGUGAUUGGACCUCCAACCGCUGGGUAACGAUGUUCACCGAGCUCGCGGAGGAAGUGUUUGGUAAAUCGUCGCAGGAAAUUGGCAGCAUGCUCGAGUACCAGGGCGAAGAGGCGGAGAAACUGUUUACCUCCAUGUGCUUCAAGUCGUUUGUCUUCAAGCUGCGCACGAAGCUGGAGUUCUACAACGAGCAGGCACGCAACAAAACGACGGCCGUCAGUGCGGCACCGGUGAACCACAAGGAGUACAACGCGCUGCUGAUCAAGAGCAUCCAGGAGAUGACGGGCGUAGGCAAGAACUAAACGCUCCGCGCGUGCAGAGGUACAUUCCCUUCGAUUUUCGAUGCCCAUCCUCCGUUGCUUCGCUUCAUUCGUUUUCUUCACAAACUCUCCUUGUUUUAUACUCAAAUCAUAACUUAAAAUUCAAGGUAAAGAAAUAAUAAACAAAAAAAAACCAUCUCCAUCAUAA
Molecule: messenger RNA, 2176 nt
Organism: Anopheles aquasalis
Lineage: Eukaryota; Metazoa; Arthropoda; Insecta; Diptera; Culicidae
Gene: RPA1
Product: replication protein A 70
Biological process (GO): DNA replication; DNA repair; DNA recombination
Cellular component (GO): nucleus
Molecular function (GO): DNA binding
Source: RefSeq, a predicted model, not a curated record